This is a messenger RNA of Micromonas pusilla CCMP1545, 1156 nucleotides long. RefSeq lists its product as uncharacterized. The transcript has a single exon. The record is from RefSeq and is a predicted model, not a curated record. Lineage: Eukaryota; Viridiplantae; Chlorophyta; Mamiellophyceae; Mamiellales; Mamiellaceae. The coding region runs from base 1 to 1053 and encodes 350 amino acids.
AUGUCGUCGACGGCGACGCGGGCGGUCUGCGCGCGAGCAACCUCGUUCCGUCGCGCGAUCCGAUCCCACGGCGCGCGCGCGACGUCGCGUCCUUCGUCGUCCUUCGCGCGAUCUCGCGCGUCCGACGGCGACGAAACGUCAUCUGAUGAGAUGUCAGCGAUUGCUGAAACGUCCACGACCGACGUCAGCUCGCGCGACCGCGGGUCGUCCUCGGCGUCGCUCUCCGCCGCCGCCGCGUCCGUCGCCGCGUUCACGACCUUCGCGACCGCGUCCGCCGCGCUCGCGGCGGCGACGGGCGCGGACGCCGUCGUCGUCGACGCGUCCGACGCCGCGAGCGCCGCGAGCGUUCUCGACGUCGCGCGCGACGUCUUCGCCGCGAUCGACGCGGCGCCGCGGUGGAAGUCCACCCCGGCGUGGCUCCUGCUCCUCAUCCUCGCGGAGAUGCUCCCGCUGGUCCCCACGCAGCCGUUCGCGCUCUUGUCCGGCGCGCUGCUGGGGCCGACGUGCGGCGCCGGCGCGUGUCUCCUCGGGUACGUCGCCGCGGCGUCGGCGUCAUACGGCGUCGCGCGCGGCGCCGGCGCCGCGUUCGCGCGCGCCGUCGUGAAAGAAGAGGUGGAGCAGGGCGGCGCGGACGACGAGAAGGAGGACGCGAACGCGUUCGCGGCGCGGUGGAAGACGAUCCAGGCGCGGCUCGCGUCCGCCACGCCGACGGAGCAAACGGCGCUCAUCGCGUUGUACAGGUCGACGCCGCAUCCGUUCUCCGCGUCUUCGUAUCUCUUCGGUCUCGCGCGGACGCCGUUCGCGCCGUACGUCGCGGGCACCGCGCUCGGAUCCGCGCCGUGGAGCGCGCUGUACGGCGCCGUGGGCGCGUACGUGCGCGAGCUGCUCGACGGCGGGGAAGGGAUCGAGCGCGCGCUCGCGGACGGGAGAGCGUUGCUCGAGGCGGACGUUCUGGAGGCAGAGACGGCGGCGCUCGCGAUCGGGUCCGGCGUGCUCUUCACGGCGGUCGCGCGGUGGGCCGCAGCGAGGUGGACCGAGAGCCGUUCGAGCUAGCGGCCUCGACGACGGACGGACGCGCGAUGAGAGUACUGAUGCGUACGCGUGCCGUGCAGCGUGUAUUUCAACGAGUCGCGCGCGCGUCGCGCGCGUUCAUGCG